Molecule: messenger RNA, 3514 nt
Organism: Podarcis muralis (Common wall lizard)
Lineage: Eukaryota; Metazoa; Chordata; Lepidosauria; Squamata; Lacertidae
Source: RefSeq, a predicted model, not a curated record
CUUGCAUGAUGCAACAAUGCCAGGGGAGUGGGUGGGUCCUUGGUCACAAGGGGCGGGGCCACGGCUGCUAGGACACAGAAGCUUUGUUGGUUGGUGGUUAGGGGGCGUGGCCUCGCUUCUCCUUUUCUCCCUCUGUUGGAAAGGUGGGUAGGGCUGUUCCUUUAACAGGUGGCCUUUGGGCCAACCCUUCGCCUGCCGUUCACCUCCUUUUUCUUGGCUGUGCCAGUGGAGGGGUGGAGCUCCUGGGAGGGGGCACUCCUGGGGAUCCGGGUCCCCUCCUUCCCCCAACUUGCCCAUCCCCCCUUCCUUCCUUUAACCCCCGCCCCACCAGAGCAGUGCCGCACGAUACUGAGAGUGGGAGCUUGAGAGACGGGUGAGAAGAGGAGUGUCUUGCACCCAUCAUGGGGAAGCCAAAGGGCAAGAGUCAUGAGAAACAUACGCUGGACGACCUGAAAAAGGAAGUGGAACUUGAGGACCACAAGUUGACCUUAGAGGAAAUCAGCAGAAAGUAUGGGGUGGACCUCAGCAAGGGUCUGACCAGCGCCCAUGCCGCGGAGAUCCUUGCUCGGGAGGGGCCAAACAGCUUGACGCCUCCCCCCACCACCCCGGAGUGGGUGAAGUUCUGCCGGCAGCUGUUUGGCGGCUUCUCCAUGCUGCUGUGGCUGGGGUCCAUUCUCUGCUUCUUGGCCUACGGCAUCCAGGUCAUGAUGGAGCCCUAUGUCCUCAAGGACAACCUCUACCUGGGAAUCGUGCUGACGGCCGUGGUCAUUGUGACGGGCUGCUUUUCCUACUACCAGGAGGCCAAGAGCUCCAGGAUCAUGGACUCCUUCAAGAACAUGGUGCCCCAGCAGGCCCUCGUGAUCCGCAAUGGGGAGAAGAUGCAGAUCUCUGUCGAGGAUGUGGUGAGGGGGGACCUGGUGGAGAUCAAAGGCGGAGACCGGAUCCCUGCCGAUUUGCGAAUCAUCUCCGCCAGCGGCUGCAAGGUGGACAACUCCUCCCUGACGGGCGAGUCAGAGCCGCAGAGCCGCUCCCCGGACUUCACCAACGACAACCCGCUGGAGACUCGCAACAUCUGCUUCUUCUCCACCAACUGCGUGGAAGGCACGGCCCGCGGCAUCGUCAUCAUGACGGGGGACCACACGGUGAUGGGCCGCAUCGCUUCCCUGGCUUCCGGCCUGGAGGAAGGCCCCACCCCCAUCGCCAGGGAAAUAGCCCAUUUCAUCCACAUCAUCACGGCCGUGGCCGUCUUCCUAGGUGUGUCCUUCUUUGCUCUCUCCAUUAUCCUCGGCUACACCUGGCUGCAUGCCGUCAUCUUCCUGAUCGGCAUCAUUGUGGCCAACGUGCCCGAAGGGCUGCUGGCCACAGUCACAGUGUGCCUCACCCUGACCGCCAAGCGCAUGGCCCGCAAGAACUGCCUCGUGAAGAACCUGGAGGCCGUGGAGACGCUGGGCUCCACCUCCACCAUCUGCUCGGACAAGACGGGCACCCUGACUCAGAACCGCAUGACCGUCUCCCACAUGUGGAUGGACAACCAGAUCCACGAAGCGGACACCACCGAGGAGCAGGCCGGGGCCAUGUUGAACAAGCGCUCCCCAACAUGGGCAGCCCUGGCUCGUAUCGCGGGCCUGUGCAACAGAGCGGACUUCAAAGUGGGUCAGGAGGCAGUCCCCAUCACCAAGAGGGAGACGACUGGGGAUGCUUCCGAGUCCGCGCUCCUGAAAUGCAUAGAGUUGUCCGCUGGGCCCGUGGCAAAGAUGCGGGAGAAGAAUCCCAAAGUGGUGGAGAUCCCCUUCAACUCCACAAACAAAUACCAGCUGUCCAUCCACGAAGCUGAAGACAAGCCCAAGGGCCACAUCCUGGUGAUGAAGGGAGCUCCCGAAAGGAUCCUGGACUGCUGCUCCACCAUUAUGAUCCAAGGGAAGGAGGUGAACAUGGACAAGAAGAUGCAAGCGGAGUUCCAGAAAGCCUACGAUGAACUGGGCGGGCUGGGAGAGAGAGUGCUGGGCUUCUGUCACUCCUACCUCCCCGAGCGCCAGUUUCCCAGGAAUUUCAAGUUUGACGCAGAGAAGGUCAACUUUCCCAUCAAGCAGCUCUGCUUUGUGGGGCUCAUCUCCAUGAUUGACCCGCCCCGAGCCGCUGUGCCAGAUGCCGUGGGCAAGUGCCGGAGUGCCGGCAUCAAGGUGAUCAUGGUGACCGGAGACCACCCGAUCACGGCCAAGGCCAUCGCCAGGGGCGUGGGCAUCAUCUCCGAGACAAGCGAGACCGUGGAGGACAUAGCCGCACGGCUCAACAUCCCCGUCAGCGAAGUCAACCCGAGGGAUGCAAAAGCCUGCGUCAUCCACGGCACCAACCUCAAGGACAUGACCUCUACGGACCUGGACAACAUCCUCAGGAACCACACCGAGAUCGUCUUCGCCCGGACCUCCCCGCAGCAGAAGCUGAUCAUCGUGGAAGGGUGCCAGAGGCAGGGGGCCAUCGUGGCCGUGACGGGCGACGGGGUGAACGACUCGCCGGCCCUGAAGAAGGCCGACAUCGGCAUCGCCAUGGGCAUCGCCGGCUCCGACGUCUCCAAGCAGGCCGCGGACAUGAUCCUCCUCGACGACAACUUCGCCUCCAUCGUGACGGGUGUGGAGGAAGGCCGCCUGAUCUUCGACAACCUGAAGAAGUCGAUCGCCUACACCCUGACCAGCAACAUCCCCGAGAUCUCCCCCUUCCUGCUGUUCAUCCUCCUCAACAUCCCUCUCCCUUUGGGGACCAUCACAAUCCUCUGCAUCGACCUCGGGACGGACAUGGUCCCGGCCAUCUCCCUGGCCUACGAGGGCCCCGAGAGCGACAUCAUGAAGAGGAAGCCGCGGGACCCGAAGAAGGACAAGCUGGUGAACCAGCGCCUCAUCAGCAUGGCGUACGGGCAGAUUGGCAUGAUGCAGGCCCUGGCCGGCUUCUACUCCUACUUUGUGAUCAUGGCGGAGAACGGCUUCCUCCCUCUCACCUUGCUGGGCCUCCGCCUGGACUGGGACGACAAGACCAAGAACGACCUGGAAGACAGCUACGGGCAGGAGUGGACCUACACGCAGCGCAAGGUGGUGGAGUACACCUGCCACACCGCCUUCUUCAUCAGCAUCGUGGUGGUGCAGUGGGCCGACCUCAUCAUCUGCAAGACACGCAAGCUCUCCCUCUUCCAGCAGGGCAUGCGCAACAGGAUCCUCAUCUUUGGCCUCGUGGAAGAGACCACCUUGGCCGUCUUCCUGUCCUACUGCCCCGGGCUGGAUGUGGCCCUGAGGAUGUUCCCGCUGCGGGUCACCUGGUGGCUCUGCGCCUUGCCCUUCAGCGUGCUGAUCUUCGUCUAUGACGAGAUCCGGAAGUACCUGAUCCGUCGGUACCCAGGGGGUUGGGUAGAGAAGGAGACGUACUACUGAGCAGGCUGCCCAGGUGGGGUCUCCAUGGGGCACGUCUCCCCAAGCACCCUUCACACAACUGCCAUUGGGUGACGCGACCCGGACGACACUGGGUUGGC